AUGGGCAGCCCCCGCUCGGUGCUGAGCUGUUUGCUGUUGCACUUGUUGGUCCUCUGCCUCCAAGCCCAGGUAAGGAGUCUUUGGCCGCCUGUCGGCUCUGCGCGCGUGGGGCCGGGCGGGGGUGGAAGGGAGGGAGGACGGGAGACUGGCUUGGGAACUGGAGCGGGCUGGAGACGGGACAUGCUCCGGGCGGGCAGGCAACCGGCAGGGUUGACACAGGAGGUAACUGUUCAGUCCCCACCUAAUUUUACACAGCAUGUGAGGGAGCAGAGCCUGGUGACGGAUCAGCUCAGCCGGCGCCUCAUUCGGACCUACCAGCUGUACAGCCGCACCAGUGGGAAGCACGUGCAAGUCCUGGCCAACAAACGAAUCAAUGCAAUGGCAGAGGACGGAGACCCCUAUGCCAAGCUCAUAGUAGAGACGGACACCUUUGGAAGCCGAGUGCGAGUUCGGGGGGCCGAGACAGGCCUCUACAUCUGCAUGAACAAGAAGGGAAAGCUGAUUGCCAAGGGCAACGGCAAAGGGAAGGACUGCGUCUUCACGGAGAUCGUGCUGGAGAACAACUACACGGCUCUGCAGAACGCCAAGUAUGAAGGCUGGUACAUGGCCUUCACACGCAAGGGCCGGCCCCGGAAGGGCUCCAAGACCCGGCAACACCAGCGAGAGGUCCACUUCAUGAAGCGGCUGCCCAAAGGUCAUCACACCACAGAGCAGAGCCUUCGGUUUGAGUUUCUCAACUACCCCCCCUUCACCCGAAGCCUCCGGGGCCAAAGGACUUGGGCUUCUGAGCCCCGAUAGGGCCCCCACCCCUCCCCAGGACUUUGAGUAGAG
This is a messenger RNA of Sarcophilus harrisii (Tasmanian devil), 831 nucleotides long. RefSeq names its product fibroblast growth factor 8 (gene FGF8). Lineage: Eukaryota; Metazoa; Chordata; Mammalia; Dasyuromorphia; Dasyuridae. Gene Ontology annotation, molecular function: growth factor activity; type 1 fibroblast growth factor receptor binding; type 2 fibroblast growth factor receptor binding. The coding region runs from base 1 to 798 and encodes 265 amino acids. The record is from RefSeq and is a predicted model, not a curated record. Gene Ontology annotation, biological process: embryonic heart tube development; positive regulation of protein phosphorylation; positive regulation of cell population proliferation. The transcript has 6 exons. Gene Ontology annotation, cellular component: cytoplasm.